AUGGGUCACAAAAAGAAGCGCAGCCAUCCCGACCUCGAGGAGCUCCUCGCACGCCCGUGGUGCUAUUACUGCGAGCGCGACUUUGAGGACCUCAAGCUUCUCAUAUCCCAUCAGAAGGCGAAGCACUUCAAGUGCGAGCGAUGCGGCAAGCGGUUGAACACAGCAGGCGGCCUCUCUGUCCACAUGAACCAAGUCCACAAAGAAACGCUGCAAUGCGUCGAGAACGCCCUGCCCAACCGCUCCGGCCUCGACAUCGAGAUCUUCGGCAUGGAGGGCGUCCCCGAGGACAUCCUGCAGCAGCACAACCAGCGCAUCAUCCAAAACUUUUACCAGGCCCAGGCCGAGCGCGCCGCCGCCACGGGAAAUCCGCCCCGCGGGCAUGCCGUGCAGGGGCCGGCCAAGAAAAUCAAGUACGAGACGCCCGAGGAGCUCAAGAAGCGCCUCGCCGAGCAUCGCGCCAAGUUUGCCGCGCAGAAGGCCGCGGCUGCCAACGGGACAGCACCGCAGGUGCCGCAGGCGGAUGGCGCCGCAGCUGCUCCCGCUCCCUUCCCCGCCGCACAACCCCCCGCCUACCCCUACCCAGCCAUGCCCCCGACCGUGCCAGGCUAUCCCGCCGCGGCCAUCCCUCCCUUUCCCCCGACAGCCCCCGCAGGCGUCUACCCCGCGCCUGGCGCGCCCCCCGUUCCCGGCGCUCCCGGAGCGAGCUUUCCUCUCCCCGCAAGACCGCCCGGCGCUCCGGGGGCUGGCGCCGCGCUGCCUCAACGGCCGCCCUUCUACAACGGUGCUGGCGCGCCUGGUGAAGGACCGGUGCAGAAGGUUGGCGGGGAUGAUAUCGACCAGUUGAUUCGGAUGGCUGAGGCGGGGAUUAAACCUCAGGCUCAGCAACAACAAGGAGAGAAGAAAGAGGAGGGGGCAGCGGCGGGAGAAAAGAAGAAGAAGGAGGUUAGGAUGGUGUAUGCGGAUACGGAGGUCAGUCCGGAGGAGAAGAUGGCGUUGUUGCCGAGGUAUAGGUGGGUUGAGGAGGCUGCUGCUUGA
This is a messenger RNA of Thermochaetoides thermophila DSM 1495, 1035 nucleotides long. Its product is annotated as zinc finger domain-containing protein. The record is from RefSeq and is a predicted model, not a curated record. The coding region runs from base 1 to 1035 and encodes 344 amino acids. Gene Ontology annotation, cellular component: nucleus. The transcript has 4 exons. NCBI's taxonomy places the organism in Eukaryota, Fungi, Ascomycota, Sordariomycetes, Sordariales, Chaetomiaceae. Gene Ontology annotation, molecular function: DNA binding.